AUGUUUAACAUUGGAACACGCCUUCCUGAGAAAUCUCUGUCCCACAUUCAGUUCACUGAAUGGGAUGAAAUUAAGAAUGUCCCUCUUUCUGUUAAAAACUUUCUCACGUUCCUGAAUGACGUGGAGGAAACAGAAAACAAACAGAAAGAUGGAACGAUACUUCUUCAUUGUUUUGAUGGAGCAGGCCGAACGGGUCUAUUCUGUGUGGUGUCAAUGCUGCUGAGGAAGAUGGCCAUAGAACACGAAGUUAGUGUUCUCAAUGCUGUUAGAAAAGUCAAGACCAUGCGACGACUGGCGAUUCCGAAUUUGGAUCAAUUCAUAUUCUGUCACGAGAGCGUCAUGGAAUACUUGCUAGCAUUUGACAAGGAUGUAUAUUCUAACUUCGCUGGUUCAAAUGAAUAGAGACGAUACAUAAGGAACAUGGAUAACAAAACCAUACAUAUUUGGAACUCUAGUUUCAAACAAAAAAACAGUGUCGCAAUUUUUAUUAAUAGUAUUUUUGCUUUGUUUUGUGUUCUUACUAUAAACUCUACACAGAUUUUAACUAUAACACAAUAUUUGUAUAUAAAAUACUGAUAUACCAAACAGCGCCUUUUAUUUGUUAUUAUAUUGCGAGUAAUUGAUUAAUUAUGUUGCUGUUUGUUAUUUUCUAUUAUUUUGUAAUCGAUAUAUAAUUUUAUAUUAAGCAUAUGGAAAGCUUUCAAUAAAACUCUCGCACCACUUGAAUUAUAAUUCAUGUAUUAUCAAUUCAUUCACGUGAUAACUUGUCUUUUUUAUCUCUUUGCUUUGCAUAUGAUGUAUGUCCACGUUUAUUUGCUUAAGCAGUAUCCACUGUUCCAUACGCUGUGAAAUGUUUGAGUAACAAAAUACAAACGUAGCCUCAACAAAACAAAAUUAAGGGUAACUAAUUGUGCUGUUGUAAUAUUGAGUCAGGAAAGGAUGACUUCUGAAGAAAGAUUGAGAAGAUUGCUACAGAGAACACUAUUGGGUCAUUAAUUUGCCUUAGGUUAUAUGUAAAAGUAUAAUUGAAAUUUGAAUGUAAAUAAAAAUGUUCUUUCAAUUACUAACCCUUGAUUAAUUGUGUUGAGAAUAUUUGACCUAAGGACCACUAAGUCACAACAGAUAUAAGGCAUACCGUCUAUAAAGGCAACCGAAAAGGAAGCAUGAAACGACGAUCCCACUACUAGCAACCGUCGAAAAGUUUGGACAAUUGGUUUUGUACCAGAUUGACAAAUGACAUAUGAAAACUGUCUGAUCAACAAAACGAUUUAAAUAUGAGAUUCGGCCGUUCGUCCGAGUGUAGCCCGCUGUUGUUUCAAAGUUGAAUGUAAAAUAGAAUUUCCUAGGCUAUCUUACUACGUCCUUCGUGUCUUCAGUGUUGUGAAAUACGGCAGGAGAGAACAAAUGGUUUCAUAUACACUAAUGGCUUUCUAA
Mya arenaria is the source of this 1434-nucleotide messenger RNA. RefSeq names its product receptor-type tyrosine-protein phosphatase U-like. Gene Ontology annotation, molecular function: protein tyrosine phosphatase activity. The record is from RefSeq and is a predicted model, not a curated record. NCBI's taxonomy places the organism in Eukaryota, Metazoa, Mollusca, Bivalvia, Myida, Myidae. The transcript is spliced from 4 exons. Gene Ontology annotation, biological process: protein dephosphorylation. The coding region runs from base 1 to 402 and encodes 133 amino acids.